UUUCACAUUCAAUUUUACGCAAACUGCAUGUUUUAAACUCCGAACCUUCCUUCUUUCUUCUCUGCUCUUGAUUUUAGUUUCGUUUCGGUUACUACUAAUCUAGUAGAAUGAGUGUCAAAUGACGAUAAUACCCUUCUUCUUCUUAUUGAACGUUGUGUUUUUGUGUGUUACUCUGAAAAUAACUGGUCUCUUAAUCGGAUUUUAGGGUUAAGUGAGAAAAGAAUGAAGGAGAAAAUGGCUGGAAUGAACAAGAAUCAACAAUCAAAUUGGUGGUGGCUUGAUACGAACACUAAUACUAAACGUUCCCCUUGGCUUCAGUCCACUCUAUCUGAGCUAAAUGAGAAGACAAGUGCAAUGUUAAAGUUAAUUGAAGAAGAUGCAGAUUCCUUUGCGAAACGUGCAGAGAUGUAUUACAAGAAACGACCCGAGCUUGUAAGCAUGGUUGAAGAUUUCUAUCGGACACACCGCUCGUUAGCUGAACGGUAUGAUCAAGUCAAACCCGAUACAGGAAUCAGCCACCUCAUGUCAGGAGGAUCUCCUUUUGCUUCGGCCAAGUAUCAGAUAGAGAAAUUGAUGAGUUUUGCAGAUACCGGUUAUGAUACCUAUUCGGAGAAUUUCGAUGCAGACGAGUCUGUGGAGUCUGAAGUUGAUGAUCCAGAUCAAGAAGAAAAAGAGGAGACCAAGUUUAGUUACACAAAAGAAGAGCAAGUUUUGUCUGUGGCUGUCGCUGUUGCUGUCAACGACGAAGUAAUGAAUCUAAAAAACGAGAUUAAGAGAAUAAAGGAAGAGAAUGACAUUCAUAAGGAGCAGUUGAAACAGAAAGAUACUGUUUGUGAUGAAGUAAAGAAGUUGAGGGAAGAAAUAGAAAAACUGAGGGAAGAGAAUGAGACUCAAAAGGAACAACUGAAGCAGAAGGAUGAAGAGAAGAUAGAGGUGAUUAAACAACUGAGUUUAGCAGUAGAUUUGUUGAAGCAAGAUAAUGUGAGCAUGAGAAGCUUCAUUGCUAAAGAGUCCACUAAGAAAUGGAAAUUUCCAUUUGAGUUCAAUAAACUUGGUGGACCAUUUUCUGUGAAAUUGUUCAAUGGGACUCCAAGGAAUCAGCCUAGUGUUGAGCUCUCUACAAGACGCGGUUAACGUAGUCGUCACCAAGUAGCUUAGUUAUGCAUAACAUUCUUAUUCUUAUAGAUACUAUACAAUAAGUUUCUAGUCUUUUGAUUCCUAGGUUGUGUGCUUAUAGGUUAUAAUGUUAGUUGUAUUUUUUUUUUUACAUGUGAUCUUUACUUUGUUAGUUAUAUGUUGUAUCCCAAUUGUUUCAAUUUUUUAA
Vicia villosa (hairy vetch) is the source of this 1324-nucleotide messenger RNA. RefSeq names its product protein NETWORKED 3A. NCBI's taxonomy places the organism in Eukaryota, Viridiplantae, Streptophyta, Magnoliopsida, Fabales, Fabaceae. Gene Ontology annotation, cellular component: vacuolar membrane. Gene Ontology annotation, molecular function: actin binding. The record is from RefSeq and is a predicted model, not a curated record. The transcript has 3 exons. Bases 223 to 1134 code for a protein of 303 amino acids.